UCGCCAUGGGGGGGAGGAAGCAAGUUGAGUCGCCAGCAACAGCAGCAGCGGCGGCGGCAGCGGCAAGUCGUCCCCGACAGUCGCAAGCAACAACUUGAAGUCAACAGCAGUCGACCAAAGCCCUUCAUCAAGCCACAGCCGACACUGAAGCGUCUCGUCGCGUGUGUCUCCCGUCUGCGUGGGCCGUCGGGGAUGGUUUGGCCAUACUUCCCUGCGCUGGUCAUUGCAGGGUUGGCUUAAAGAGGGGGGUGGGAAGCAGACCCCAGAAAACCGGUUCGGAUAUCGCUCUCUCGCUCGCUCUCUCUCUCUCCGUGUUGUCAUCCGGGACGCACGUGGUCCGCAGGAAUGGCCGAGCGGCUCUUCCCGGAGCUGCAGGGCUGGGUGCUCACGCUCACCCUGUGUCUGGCCUCUGUGGUUGUGGGGGGCACGUCCUCUGUGGUUGUGGGGGGCACGCCCCCCUACAGCCCGGACUGGGAGUCUCUGGACGCCAGGCCGCUGCCGGCGUGGUUCGACGAGGCCAAGGUGGGGGUCUUCCUCCACUGGGGGAUCUUCUCCGUACCCAGCUUCGGCAGCGAAUGGUUCUGGUGGCACUGGCAGGGGGAUCGAACUCCCGAAUACGUGGACUUCAUGAAGAGGAACUACCCCCCCGACUUCCAGUACGCAGACUUCGCCCCGCAGUUCCGCGCCGAGUUCUUUGACGCUGGCGAGUGGGCUGACCUCUUCCUGGCCGCCGGGGUCAAGUACGUGGUGCUCACGGCCAAACACCACGAGGGAUUCACCAACUGGCCGUCCAACUUCUCGUGGAACUGGAACUCGAUGGACGUGGGGCCUCGCCGUGACCUGGUCGGAGAGCUGGCCGCCGCCGUGCGGAAACGAGGCAUCCACUUUGGGCUGUACCACUCGCUCUACGAGUGGUUCCACCCGCUCUAUCUCAAGGACAAGGAGAGCGGCUUCAAGACGCAGUCCUUCGUGAUGCAGAAGACGAUGCCGGAGCUGUACGAGAUCGUGAACAAGUACGAGCCGGAGGUGAUCUGGUCGGACGGGGACUGGGAGGCCCCCGACACGUACUGGAACUCAACCGGGUUCCUCGCGUGGCUCUACAAUGACAGCCCCGUCAAGGACACAGUGGUGGUGAACGACCGCUGGGGUGCCGGCACGUCGUGCCACCACGGCGGCUUCUACAACUGCGCCGACAAGUUUGCGCCGGGCACGCUGCAGCGGCACAAGUGGGAGAUGUGCACCUCGGUGGACACGCGCUCCUGGGGCUACCGCCGGAACAUGCGCGCCGCCGAUCUCCUCUCUGGCCGCGACAUCGUCGCGGGCCUGCUGGAGACUGUGAGCUGCGGCGGCAACUACCUGCUGAACGUGGGCCCGUCGCGCGAGGGCUGGGUGGCGCCCGUGUUCCAGCGCUCGCUGCUGGCGCUGGGCGAGUGGCUGCGCGUCAACGGGGAAGCCGUCUAUGGCUCGCGGCCCUGGCGAGCGCAGAACGACAGCUCCACGCCGGGGGUUUGGUACAUGCAGAAGGGCGGCGCCGUGUACGCCGGCGUGCUCACCUGGCCCAAGGACAACGUGCUGGUCCUCGCGUCCGUGAAGGCCACGCCCGACACACAGGUGUCGCUGCUGGGGUACUCGGAUGACCUGAAGUGGAGCUCAAAGGGCGCCCUCGAGGUUUGGCUGCCCCCCGUCGCUCCGUCCGCGGGGCCCUCGGCCCUCGCCUGGGUGCUGCGCCUGCUCAACGUCGAAUAGAUCUUCACACCGGCGGAAUCGGCGAGAUUCUGCGCGAGAAUUAAUUCAACGCACACCUGAUUUGUGACACUUGACGGGUGGGGGGGGAGGGGUGGGGGGCGCGUCUGUCAACAUCUGUGGCCGCCGUCGUCGUCGUCACAGUCGUCUCUGCUCCCCCAUGUUCCUCCCAAUCGGCUGCUGCCCUUGGGCGGUGCCGAUGCCAGAGCCGGAUUAUCACAGUAGCCACACGUGUAGCCACACGUGUAGCCACACGUGUAGCCACACGUGUAGCCACACGUGUGGCCACACCUGUGGCUACAUGUGUAGCUACAUGUGGGACCCGCACUUUCAAGGGCCCCGUGCUAAAUGCUUUCAAGCUAUAAAUUCCGGUUCAGUGAUUUUGCACUUGCUCUAUUACUAUAGUACUAUACCGUCUUCAACUUUUGUGAACAACUCGCUGUUUAAGGUUAGGUAUUUGUCGUAUUAUCUGGCUGUACAGCAAAUUAAAAAAUACAAUUACUUUACUAUGCAAGUUCAACAUUUAUGUUUCAAUAUUUUUUUAUUUAGGGCCCCGUUAUAACAUCUGCUACGGGCCCCGCACUAGCCGAUGCCCGGUUAGAAUCUUGGGAGAAGUCUGUCGGGUUCGUGAUGAUUUUCGAGCGUUCCGCAUGAAGACGGAAGCACGUGCGAUUCUGGAGCCAAUAAAUAAUUUACACUUUU
This is a messenger RNA of Lethenteron reissneri (Far Eastern brook lamprey), 2445 nucleotides long. RefSeq names its product alpha-L-fucosidase 1 (gene FUCA1). Lineage: Eukaryota; Metazoa; Chordata; Hyperoartia; Petromyzontiformes; Petromyzontidae. Gene Ontology annotation, biological process: glycoside catabolic process; fucose metabolic process. Gene Ontology annotation, molecular function: alpha-L-fucosidase activity. Gene Ontology annotation, cellular component: lysosome. The record is from RefSeq and is a predicted model, not a curated record.